AUCAAUUAGAGCGAGUACAGAGGGAUUCCCACCCGGCCCUUCUCUCUCUCUUUCGUCCCCUCCCUCUGCUUUGUAGACUGUGCAUCCUGCCUUGCCUUCACUAGGUAUCUUCUCGUCUUCUCUCGAAUAUAACCCGUCCCGUUUUCAAACCAUAAAUCUAAUCCUGACCCGUUUGAAAACCAAUACCGUUUCCGGUUCGGUGUUCAAUAUCUAAGUCGGUGGGAACUGAAAAGUUUACUUUUUUUUAAAUGGGUUGCGCUCAGUCCAGAAUAGAUAACGAAGAAUCGGUGGCUCGUUGCAAGGACCGCAAAUGCUUAAUGAAAGAAGCGGUUGUAGCUCGCAACGCCUUUGCAGCUGCCCAUUCUGGGUACGCCAUUUCCUUGAAGAACACUGGAGCUGCCUUGAGUGACUAUGGCCAUGGAGAAGCUGAAGUGCCUCUCCUAAACCCUCCACAGAUCCCUGCUCCUCUUGACUCUACUCCUCAACCGCCCCCACCUCCUCCGAUGAUGGACAAUCUCCCUCCACCGCCACCGCUUCCGAACUUCUCCCCUAGCCCCGUCCCCAUCAAACGCACCGUUAGUAUGCCCGCGAUGCCCGUCAAGAGUCGCAAGGAGUUUGAUGCUUCCCUCGCUAUUGAAGAAGAAGAGGACGAAGAAGAUGAUGAAGAAGAUGAAGAAGAACAUAACGAGGGAAUCGAUAAUGAUAAUAAUAAGGAAGAUUUGAGAAAAGACUCAAGAGAAUCCCAUCGGGAGGAGAUAACUCCCACCAGGACUCCUGAGAACAACAAUGUCGACCACCGGCCGCCGCCGAUGCCCGAAGCUAAAAACGUAGCUUGGGAUUACUUCUUCAUGGUCGACGACAACAGGCCGGGUCCGAGCUUGGAUUUGGACGACGGCAAUAACGAAGCUGCUAGUACAAAUGUCGAUGCUUUAGAGAACAACGUCAAUAAAGUGGGGCUUAGCGACCCCGGCGGAUUCGAUAGUGAGAUUGAGCCAAAAACGCCGGAAAGGCCCGAGAAGGUGGAGAUGGCAGUGGAGGACCUGGAGGUUAAUGAUGAUAAAGGGAAGCAACAGGUUCAUAUUGAGCAUUCGAAAACGGCUCCGGCAGAUUUCAGGAGAAUGGCGAAGGCUGAUCCCGGUGUUAAUUUAAUGGAGGUUUUGAAUGAGAUUGAUGAUCAUUUCUUGAAAGCCUCAGAGAGUGCUCAUGAGGUUUCUAAGUUGCUGGAAGCAACAAGGUUGCAUUAUCAUUCCAAUUUUGCUGAUAAUCGAGGACAUAUUGAUCAUUCUGAAAGGGUAAUGCGUGUCAUUACAUGGAAUAGGUCUGUUAGAGGUAUGACGGACGGUGAAAAUGGGAAGGGUGAAUUUGAUUCAGAAGACUAUGAGACUCAUGCCACUAUUCUGGAGAAGUUGUUAGCAUGGGAGAAGAAACUUUAUGAUGAAGUGAAGGAAGGGGAGUUGGUGAAACUCGAGUACAAAAGGAAGCUUGCUUCGUUAAACAAGCAGAAAAAACACAGAGCUGGUACUGAAUCGUUGGAAAGAACAAAAGCAGCUGUAAGUCAUUUACACACGAGAUACAUGGUUGACAUGCAGUCCCUGGAUUCAACAGUGGCUGAAGUUAACCGAAUACGGGAUGAGCAGUUGUAUCCAAAACUUUUUAUGCUUGUUGAUGGGAUGGCUAACAUGUGGGCAAGGAUGUGCAUACAUCAUGAUAGCCAGCUCAAGAUUGUUGAAAAGCUCAAAUCUCUUGACAUUGCAUUUGUCUCCAAAGAAACAACGAAGCACCACCACGAGCAGACCAUCCAACUUCAUAGUGUCAUCCAAGAAUGGCAUUCACAAUUCGAUAAGCUUGUCACUCAUCAGAAGCAAUACAUUCUAUCUCUGUACAACUGGUUAAAGUUGAAUCUCAUCCCUAUCGAAAGCAACUUGAAAGAGAAAGUCUCCUCGCCUCCACGAGCGCAGAAUUCUCCUAUCAAAACACUCCUUCAUAUGUGGCAUGAUUGUCUUGAAAAGCUUCCUGAUGAGGUAGCCAAAUCCACUAUUUCUUCAUUUGCUGCUGUGAUAAAAACCAUUAUCAUUCAUCAAGACGAAGAGAUGAAACUAAAAGAGAAGUGCGAGGAAACCCGGAAGGAAUUUUUGAGAAAGAGCCAGGCAUUCGAGGAAUGGUAUCACAAGUAUAAGCAAAGGCGAUUUGGGUCAGAUGAAACGGAUGCAGAAAGGGGUGAAGAUGCAAAUGCAGAUGCAAAUGCAAAGGAUGACGCUAUAUCCGAGAGGCAAUUUGUGGUCGAGAGCUUGAAAAAGAGGCUGGAAGAGGAAGUUGAAGCUCAUGAAAAACAUUGCAUUCAAGUGAGAGAGAAAUCGUUGGUAAGUCUUAAAAUCCGACUGCCGGAACUCUUCCGUGCUAUGUCAGACUAUUCCUAUGCCUGCUCUGAUGCUUACGAGAAGUUGAGGACUGUUAACCAGUCACAGAAACCAAAUAGUCCUCCCUCUGAAUAGACUCAGCUCUGUUUUGCUAGGAGCGUCUUAUUAGCUAAUGUAAC
Hibiscus syriacus is the source of this 2536-nucleotide messenger RNA. RefSeq names its product protein ROLLING AND ERECT LEAF 2-like. Lineage: Eukaryota; Viridiplantae; Streptophyta; Magnoliopsida; Malvales; Malvaceae. The record is from RefSeq and is a predicted model, not a curated record. The transcript is spliced from 4 exons. The coding region runs from base 249 to 2492 and encodes 747 amino acids.